This is a messenger RNA of Cucumis melo (muskmelon), 4813 nucleotides long. RefSeq names its product DNA mismatch repair protein MSH6. Gene Ontology annotation, biological process: mismatch repair. NCBI's taxonomy places the organism in Eukaryota, Viridiplantae, Streptophyta, Magnoliopsida, Cucurbitales, Cucurbitaceae. Gene Ontology annotation, cellular component: nucleus. The coding region runs from base 201 to 4136 and encodes 1311 amino acids. Gene Ontology annotation, molecular function: mismatched DNA binding; ATP-dependent DNA damage sensor activity; ATP binding. The transcript is spliced from 21 exons. The record is from RefSeq and is a predicted model, not a curated record.
AAUCGGACGUUAUUUAAGGGAAGCUCCGUAGUCCGUACCGGCAUUAUCGGGUUCCGGGUGUUCCCGCCAAAUAGCGCCGCCGUGGUCGUUCUCAGCCAUUUUCCCGCCACUCCCUUUCUCACUCUAAAUCCCAAAAUCACUCCAUUCUCUUCCACUCUUUCGUCCCCUCUUUGUCGCCACCAGAUUAUUCGAAGAACAAAAUGUCAUCAUCUCGUCGAUCCAGUAAUGGCCGAUCGCCAUUAGUUAACCAACAACGUCAAAUCACUUCCUUCUUUACCAAAAAACCGACUGGAGACAACUCCGCCGCUAGAACUCAUUCCAUUUCCACUCUGACUCCAAGCCCUAGCCCUAACAUUAAUUCCCCUCCGUCAGUACAGUCCAAGCGCAAGAAACCCCUGUUGGUUAUCGGCGGCGGUGCUGGACCUUUUUCUUCUUCUCCUUCUCCUUCUCCCGGUCCUUCUUCUUUACCUGAUAAGGAGGAGAAGUCGCACGGCGAUGGGGUUAUUGGGAAGAAGAUAAAGGUUUAUUGGCCGUUGGAUAAGACCUGGUACGAGGGUCGUGUGAAAAUGUUUGAUGAGAAGGCUGGAAAGCAUUUGGUGCAGUAUGACGAUGCGGAGGAGGAGAUGUUGGUGUUGGGGAAUGAAAAGAUUGAGUGGGUUGAGGAAAGUGCGAAGAAGUUUAAGCGUUUGCGACGGGGUUCUUCAUCGCCGGUGACUGCUGCAGUGGUGGAAGAUAUGGAUGAUAUUAAUGAUUUAAGUGAUGGGGAUGGCAGCGAUGACUCUAGAGAUGAAGAUUGGGAGAAGAAUGUGGAGAACGAGGUGAGUGAAGAGGAGGAUGUGGAUCUGGUGGAGGAAGAUGAAGAUGAAGAUGGGAGCGAGGAGGAUGCAGUGGGAAAGUCAAGAAGGAAGCAGGGUGGGCAGGUGGAGUCUAAAAAGCGUAAGAUGAGCAAUGGAAAGAAAGUUGAAGUUGCUCCAAAGAAGAUCAAAAGUAGCGGUGGAAGCGUGACUUCUGGAGGGUUACAACUUUCUUCAAUGGAGACUAAGAUUAAAUCAGAGAGUGCAAGCGUAUUAAAGGGAAUAAAUGAAAUUGCUAGUGAUGCCUUAGAAAGGUUCAACUCACGAGAAGCUGAAAAGUUCAGAUUUCUGAAAGAAGAUAGGAAGGAUGCGAACAAAAGAUGUCCAGGAGAUCCCGAUUAUGAUCCAAAAACAUUGUAUUUGCCUCCAUAUUUUGUGAAGAAUUUAUCAGAUGGCCAGAGACAAUGGUGGGAGUUUAAGUCAAAACACAUGGACAAAGUUCUGUUUUUCAAGAUGGGUAAAUUUUAUGAACUUUUUGAAAUGGAUGCACACAUAGGAGCUAAAGAACUUGAUUUGCAAUAUAUGAAGGGAGAACAACCUCAUUGCGGCUUCCCCGAGAGAAACUUUUCACUCAAUGUGGAGAAGUUGGCAAGGAAGGGUUAUCGAGUUCUUGUCAUAGAGCAGACAGAAACUCCUGAACAAUUAGAGAGACGGCGUAAGGAGAAAGGUUCCAAGGACAAGGCAUUGAAACGUGAAAUAUGUGCUGUAGUCACAAAAGGAACACUAACUGAGGGCGAGAUGCUAUCGUUGAAUCCUGAUGCUUCAUAUCUGAUGGCAGUAACUGAAAAAUUUCAUGGGUUGGAAAAUCAACAAGCAGAAAGGAUUUUAGGAGUUUGUGUGGUUGAUGUGGCCACCAGUAGGGUUAUCCUUGGGCAGUUUGGAGAUGACUUGGAGUGCAGUGCCUUGUGCUGUCUUUUGUCCGAGCUUAGACCAGUUGAAAUUAUUAAACCUGCUAAACUGCUAAGUCCUGAAACUGAGAGGGUGCUGCUCACUCAUACGAGAAAUCCUUUAGUGAAUGAGUUAGUUCCAUUAUUGGAAUUCUGGAAUGCUGAGAAAACUGUUCAAGAAGUUAAGAGAUUGUUUAAGGGCAUUGCUAAUCGAUCGGUCUCUGGAUCUUCAAGUGAAGCAAGUUUACUCAAUGACGAUACUCCUGGAGAAAACGAUGGGUUGAGCUUCUUGCCAGUUGUUUUAUCCGAACUGGUUACUGCACAAGAAAAUGGGUCUUGGGCACUUUCAGCUCUUGGAGGAAUUCUAUUCUAUCUGAAGCAAGCUUUUCUGGAUGAGACAUUGCUUAGAUUUGCAAAGUUUGAAUUACUUCCUUGUUCUGGCUUCAGUGAUGUUAUUUCAAAACCCUACAUGGUUCUUGAUGCAGCUGCCUUAGAAAAUCUGGAGAUCUUUGAGAACAGCAGAAACGGGGACUCUUCUGGGACGCUCUAUUCACAGUUGAACCACUGUGUAACUGCAUUUGGGAAAAGAUUACUUAAGACAUGGCUUGCAAGGCCUUUAUAUGACGUUGAAUCAAUUAAAGCCAGGCAAGGUGCUGUGGCGAGCCUACGGGGAGAUAACUUAUCUUUUUCUCUUGAGUUUCGAAAAGCAUUAUCCAAACUUCCAGAUAUGGAGCGUCUACUUGCUCGCAUUUUUUCUAAUAGUGAGGCAAAUGGGAGGAAUGCAAAAAAUGUGGUUCUAUAUGAGGAUGCAGCCAAAAAACAACUACAAGAGUUCAUAUCUGCUUUGCGGGGUUGUGAGCUCAUGCUCCAAGCUUGUUCAUCACUCCAUGUCAUUUUGCCAAGUGUUGAAUCGAGAAGACUCAAUUGCCUAUUAACACCAGGUGAAGGUCUUCCAGAUCUUCAUUCAGUUCUAAGUCAUUUCAAGGAUGCUUUUGAUUGGGUUGAAGCCAAUAGUUCAGGACGUGUAAUACCUCGCGAAGGUGUAGACGUGGAGUAUGACUCUGCCUGUGAGAAAAUUAAGGAGAUACAAUCUAGCUUGACAAAGCAUUUAAAGGAACAGCGGAAAUUACUUGGGGACACAUCAAUCACUUAUGUGACAGUUGGAAAAGAGACACAUUUGUUGGAAGUGCCUGAAAGUUUGCAGGGUAACAUUCCUCAGACUUAUGAGUUGCGAUCAUCUAAAAAGGGCUUCUUCCGGUACUGGACUCCUAAUAUUAAGAAGUUGUUAGUGGAGCUUUCUCUAGCUGAAUCUGAGAAGGAGUCCUCACUGAAAAGCAUUUUGCAAAGGUUAAUUGGAAAAUUCUGUGAACAUCAUCUCCAAUGGAGACAAUUAGUCUCUGCAAUUGCUGAACUUGAUGUUUUGAUUAGCUUAGCAAUUGCAAGUGAUUAUUAUGAGGGUUACACAUGCCAACCACUUUUCUCAAAGUCACAGUGUCAGAGUGAAGUGCCACGUUUUACUGCUAAAAACUUGGGACAUCCCAUUCUAAGAAGUGAUUCACUGGGUGAGGGUACAUUUGUCCCCAAUGACAUUACUAUUGGUGGCUCAGGAGCCAACUUCAUUCUUCUGACUGGCCCUAACAUGGGUGGAAAGUCUACUCUUCUUCGGCAAGUUUGCUUGUCUAUUAUUCUGGCUCAGAUAGGUGCAGAUGUUCCAGCAGAAAGUUUUGAGUUAGCUCCUGUUGAUCGAAUUUUUGUCCGGAUGGGUGCUAAGGAUCAGAUUAUGUCUGGCCAAAGUACAUUUUUGACGGAACUAUCAGAAACUGCACUGAUGCUGUCAUCAGCUACCCGUAAUUCAUUGGUGAUCUUGGAUGAACUUGGACGUGGUACAGCAACUUCAGAUGGACAGGCAAUUGCGGAAUCAGUUCUUGAACAUUUUGUUAGCAAGGUGCAGUGCCGGGGGGUAUUCUCAACUCAUUAUCACCGAUUGGCCUUGGCUUAUUAUAAAGAUCCUAGGGUUUCAUUAUACCAUAUGGCAUGUCGAGUUGGAGAGGGAAACAACGGUUUAGAAGAAGUUACAUUUCUCUAUCGUCUAACUCCUGGUACAUGCCCUAAAAGUUAUGGCGUGAAUGUUGCACGGUUAGCUGGACUCCCGAAUUGUGUCUUGACCGAGGCUGCGGCUAAAUCAAUGGAAUUUGAGGCUACAUAUGGCAUGGCUGGAGAAGAAUCUGAAGAUAACUUGUGCAAUCAUGCUUGGGUUGAUGAUACAAUCACUUUGAUUCAAAAGUUGAUAAGCCUGGAAUCAACCGUGAGAUGCAAUGAUGAAACUGAGAAGAAUGGUAUCGGUUCCUUGAAACAGCUUCAACAACAAGCAAGAAUACUUGUGCAGCAAGGUUGACUCAAUGCUCUGAAACAUUCCUCGGUGAACAACAUUUUGCAGUACACCUCGGGGCGCUGCAGUUCAUCCCAUUUUGGCCGUUGCUUUCAUCAGAAGCAUCUUGAACUGGGACUGGGAGCAAAUCUCCAUCAGAACAGAAAUUUCAAUGUAUAAGAUCCGGCUUCUGACCUCAGUUUUUACCAGAUUUGCUUAUAGAAUGAACUGUAGACGGGGACCAACAUCUUUUGAGAAGCAAUUUUGGACGAUUGGUUGCGCUCAUCUUGAUUCUUCAAUGGAAGAAGAAAUUGCUUUUGAUCUUUUGUGUAAAUUGUUUAUAAUUGACGGUCAUUAUAAGGUUUGUGAGUUAUUGUUGAACUAAACCUGAGGGUUUGGUCGCCAUAUCCAAGUUGGCAAAGCAUUCUAGUUUUUAGUUGUUAUUAAAUCUUUUUGAGUUCACUGCUUCUUGGUCUAGCGUAUACCUGUAGCAUUUGAGCUAUGCUUGGGUUGUUAGUCUGGGAAGUCGAAUUAAGUUAUUUUACGCAGAGGAUUAAUUUUUGGUUUCUUGAGUGUUCUUAGUCAUCCCCGAGGAAUGCUGUUGAAAUGUAUUUGGUGAAAUGUGCCAUAAAAUCACAAGCUGGAAAUUGUAUGACAAUUGACUCAAUUUGAAACUAUAAGUCUUCUAAGCAAUUUUGAUUCAA